AUGGAAGAUACAGUCGUUCCACUCUGGUUUAACGCAUUUCUAUAUCUACCCCAGGACCCAUCAGUUCGAAGUGGCUUUAUGGAAGUUCUCCCAGGAAUGUAUUCCAGCGCUGAACGCGGCUCCCAUCUUCAUCUCAGCACUCUUGCGGUUGGAUGUUUUACGCUUGCCGCUUGGACUGGUCAGGGUUCAUUAGUUCAAGCAUCAGAGCGAUAUUUCAUCAGGGCCUUGCCAAAGAUCCGAGAGGCCUUGCAACCAGGAGGCGGUUCCGAUGUCAAUACAACGCUGCUUUCAAUCAUUUUGCUUUCUAUAUAUGAGGAGAUGGUUGCUACAAAGGACUCUGAAUCCCCCAUGAGAGCUCACUUACGAGGAGCAAUCGCACUCAUCAAUGAGAAAGAUUCAAACCCCAUGGAGCAGACGCCGUCACAACAGGUUUUCCAUACAAUCGAGGCUCAGAUAAUCAAGAACUCUCGAUCCUUCACCAACCCUAUGAUCCCAACACCCAUUGUGUGGCCUUUACCACAUGCGCGGGGUCCAUUACCCAAAGUAGUACUGUCAUCAAUCGCUGCAGAGAUAGUACGACUACGACAAACCUGGGAACGCAUGCUAACCGAACCCCAAGACGAAACGAAAAUCAAAUCUAUACUCCGCAAAUCCAUCGAAAUCGACAUCAACCUCGUGUCAUGGACACACUGGCUUCCAGAGCGAUGGGUACCUACUGCAGCGACCAUAAUCCCGGAAGCCGUACGCAACGCCGGCAUGUACCUUAAUCGCUGCGACUGCUACGCCGAUAUGUGGAUAGCAGUGACGUGGAACACAUUCCGCGACUGUCGCAUUCUGGUGCAGAGAAUAAUGCUCAAAUGUCUUUCCAUGGCCGGCUCACUUGAUCCCGAUGGAAGGAGGGCAAUCGCCAUCACGCAAACUAUCCAUAAGCUUGCGGACGAUGUCUGCGCUUCUGUUCCAUAUUUUCUCGGAUCCCAGAUUGAAUCUGUGCGGAUGAAGCCUGGUUUGGUCACAUACCCGUGGUCAGAGACAAGGCCCGUUACGCAAACUCAUUUGAUGUCCGCGCCUCUCAUGGGGCCAUGGCAUCUCUUUCCGUUUCUGCGGAAUCUUGGUGACUCGGAGUUGGGAUUGCCUCCAACGCAAUAUCGGUGGAUACGGGAUCAGAUUCAUCGUUGUAUGGUCAUUUACUUCCAGAGGUAG
Molecule: messenger RNA, 1200 nt
Organism: Penicillium manginii
Lineage: Eukaryota; Fungi; Ascomycota; Eurotiomycetes; Eurotiales; Aspergillaceae
Exons: 3
Coding region: 1-1200 (399 amino acids)
Source: RefSeq, a predicted model, not a curated record